This is a messenger RNA of Exaiptasia diaphana, 3341 nucleotides long. RefSeq lists its product as uncharacterized. The transcript has 6 exons. Bases 301 to 2169 code for a protein of 622 amino acids. Lineage: Eukaryota; Metazoa; Cnidaria; Anthozoa; Actiniaria; Aiptasiidae. The record is from RefSeq and is a predicted model, not a curated record.
AGUAGCCAUCACUACAACAAUCAGACGUCACUGUUCGGAGAGUAUCGAACUCGUCCGGUUUGUGGGCCAUCGGAAAAACUGUCGAAAAAAGACACAACAGAGUUCAACAGCAGCCUGAUGCUCACGUUCUAGUCGGCUGGUAACGGGCGGUUGAAGUUGUCAACAAAGAUAGCUGCCAGCAAUGUGCCGAACGAACCACAUUUGUUUAUCGACUGUGUUUAAAACAAAGRAGAAGUGAUGUGAUGUAAGACGUUUGGUUUGGAGUCUAAUGUCUAACUGAUUUUCGCUUAGAGAAUCGACAUGGGGAUAAGCAGUUCUUUUAUUGGUAACAUAUUCUUUUUGGUUGGACUUAUCACUUUAUCAAAAGGCAGAACAUUGAAACCCAAUCCUACUGCAAGGGAGAAUAACAAUGGCAUAUCAUUAACAGCAACAACAACAGCAGCAGCAGCAACAACAACAGCAACAACAACAAUAUUACUUACUUCUCCUUCACCACCAGUAGUAACAACAUCAAACUUUCAAACAAACAGUCGACCAGCCAUCUUAGCACAGAAUAAGAAAGACACUAAUGCACCUAAGAAUGGUACUACUAUUCCUGCUGUUAAGGGUCGAGAUGAUCCUAAGAAAGAUGUGCUUCCAUUAUGGGGAUACAUACUUAUUGCCUUUGGUGCAGUCWUAGUACUUGUAAUCAUUGCUAUCAUUGCAUAUGCAAAGUUUGUUAAGUGGAAAGAUCAUGGUACUUACAUGGUUUGGGAUGAUGCUGAGCUAGAGACAAGUCCAGCUUUUACAAGAGAAUCAGAGUUCCUUCUAGAAACACAAGCAGUGUUCUCUAAUGGUGGUUUGGACAAGUAUGGAUCAACUGCACAAUUCAACACCAUUGAUCCAGAACAACAAGACAAGACACAAAGCAUUGGAAGCCGUGCYCGUAGYGUUUCUAAUUUGAUUCAAAGCCGUCCACUCCCAGCUGUUCCAAUUAACAAGAGAUUCUCCAAAAGUUUGGAUAAGUUCAGGUUUUUUAAUACCCUGCCUGUCAUUAAAACACAAGACACRCCCAAGGYRGGGCUCCUUUUUAGGGAGCCUCCUUACACCAAUUUGGUCAAGUCUGCAAGUUAUGGAUCUAAUCUUCACAGAUCUGUUAACAACAAUAAUAAUAAUAUAUGUUUGCCAGUAAUGGUGGAUCAACCAGCUCUUUUUGCUACAAGGAAAAGCUCAUUUGAUGUUCAUACUAAAGUGACUGGCAAUAAUUUAAGUCACCGCAAAUCAAAGUCUCUUGAUACACUUACUCUUUUGAAAGGAAUUGAUUUUAAUGUUACAAAUGUUGAUAUAUACCAUUCCUAUGAAAGUGUGCAUAAUAGGGAUGCAGAAUAUGCAAGYGUGUCAGACAGCCAACCCAAUUCGCCAACUAUAUCUGAUUAUACACCGCAGCACAGCCCAAYUAAACUCAAGACUCCUACAUAUAAGCAUAAUGCUGAUUGCGAGAGUAUAUAUGCAAGUUUAAGCCAUGAGGACUUGCARCAAGUCUCCCAAGAGACUGAAGCUAAUAAUAUUGCUUAUGAUUCAAGUACGUUGUCRUCAGUAUCAAGCGAUGCAACUUCACCUUACGCUAGUGUUCGGAUAAGUCAGAUUCCAGGWUUAAGUUAUGAUCACUGYGAUCAUGAUGACAUUUACACCACCAAAACACCAGAGAACUCUGGAGAAAGCUUUGAAACUGCAACUCCUGAGAAUUCAGGGUCUUCUGGAGUUGAACUCAAGCCUACUAUGAACUCUGCUCGUUCAAGUACUCAUACWUACAUAGAACUUUUCCCUGARCAAGCAARCAGGGACAGUGUGAUAUCAGAAACUAGUUCUGGUUACGCCAGACCAGUUGAUGUYAUGGAGUCUGUUUUGAAGACAAAAGAACAUCAGAAUGAAAAGGAUGAGAAGAAAAAAAGAAACAGUUUAUCUGAUAUGGAGAUCCCAGUAGAGGAUAAUGUAACUUUUGAAAAGACAGACUUAAAUAAAGAGGUAUACGAUAACCCAGUGAACAUCUCUGAUAAUACGGAGGACAGUUGUCAUCAAGAUAGUAUACAAGACGGCAUCAACCUUGACGAUAGUAUGGAUGGAGUGCAUGUUAAUAUCAGGCCUCUGUUAAAGAGGAAUGAUAGUGAACACAGUGAAUAUGAGAUCUAAUAAUGAUACCUUGAUUGCAUACAGUGUAAGCUUUAUUAAUAUGAAAUGCUAAGAAAAGCACAUUGCCAUAACGUUACACUUUAUACAUGGAAAGCAAUGUAAAUCCUAACCCAAGUGCUUUUAAAAGAAGCAACCUUUUUUGCUCUAUUUUCAUAAUGUACUUCAUAAGACACACAGCUACUUAUCAUAGUGAGUUUAGCACUCUAAAAACCAAUGACAGAUCCAAGGAAUUGCCUUGUUCAACCGUCAACUUCUACUUGAUAAUUUUUUAAUAAGGGGGUUCUUUAAAAGGUAUUAGGAUGGGUAACGUUCUGUCCAUAUAGCAAGUACGUAAUGUGAUUCUUAACACCUUUAUUGCUUAUAAUAUAAUAUGUCAAAGAAUUUACAAGAUCUUUCUGAUCAAACUGCAACUAUAACAAGAUGUAUAUAAUAUGGUAAAUCAUUCCUUAAGUCAGAUGGAAAAAGUCUAAUGUAUUCCUGCAUACUUCACAAGAAAAAAAUAUCCCAAACCACUAAAUACAUGUUUAUAGAGAUUUUCACCAGACUUAUAAAAGACUAGUUUCUGCUAAUGUGACCAAUAUGUUAACAGCCUACUGGAAAGAGCUACAACAUAGUUGUGCCAAUAUAUGCAUUGUAUUAGUAAAGUAUCUGUUGAACAGUCUGCAAGUCUCUUGAAAAUCACUAUUCAAAACCUUGGUUGGAAAACUUAAAACACAUUUAGUAUUGCGUCGGCACUAAUGUUUGUAGGGAUGUACAAUAUAAUAACCCAAAAAAGCACUGCAAAGUUAGUAUUUUUAUAGUUUAAAGCACAUCGUCCUUAGUGCUGGACACAACUGGACACUUAUUGUGCACCUUAGUUUUGACAGCAUUCUCUGGUAGAGUGUAUUAUACAUAUAUAUAGACGCUGUAUAUGGCUGGUCCAUAACACUAGUCAUGUUGUAUAUUGUACUGUUGAUACUAGGUAUGGCAUGUGCUUAAUUUGUGUGGUAUUUAUCUUGUUAAAUACAAGGCUUUGGUAAAUUUGAUACAAGUUAAUGCUAAUCACAUCAGAAUUUGAAAAUACAUUUGUAAAUAUAUUCUAGUACUAACAAUCAUGAUAAUAAACUGUUGUAAAGUUUAAUUAAUCUUUGAUUAGUGUGAUAUAGUUCAUAAAUAAAUCUCAAGUGGUUUAA